AUGGCAUCUUCAAUACUCCGUAUAACUUUAUCAAUACCACAUGGUGAUGUCACUGGUAUAUCAUAUGGUGGGGUCCAAAAUCUACUAUCCACCCACAAUUUAGAAACCAAUAGAGGGUAUUGGGAUAUUAUUUGGAAUAACACUGGACCUCGUACAACUAGAGCAAAGCUUUCAGGAACAAGUUUUGAGGUGAUAAUUAAUAAUGAAAAUCAGACAGAAAUUUCAUUUAAAAAAACAUGGAAUGCUUCUCAAUCAAAUGAACCUCCCUUGAACAUUGAUAAAAGGUUUAUAAUGCUACGCAACACUCCUGGAUUUUAUACGUAUUCGAUCGUUGAACGUUUAAAAGGAUGGCCAAUUUCGUAUAUACAAAAUCUCAGGCUUGUGUUCAAGCUUCAAGGAAACAUGUUUCAUUAUAUGGCUGUUUCUGAUGAGAGGCAACGUGUCAUGCCAACAGAAAUGGAUCGAAAGGAAGGCCAAGUGCUUGACUAUAAAGAAGCUGUUCUUCUCACUAAUUCGACUAAUUUAGAUUUAAAUGGAGAGGUGGAUGACAAGUAUUUCUAUGCAAGUGAUAAUAAAGAUGGUAAAGUUUAUGGAUGGGUUAGUUCUACUAAUCCACCAUUAGGAUUUUGGAUGAUUAAUCCAAGUAAUGAAUAUCGUACUGGAGGACCUUUUAGACAAGACCUUACUACACAUGUUGGUCCAACUGUACUUAGUAUAUUUGUGAGUACACAUUAUGCUGGAGAGGAUUUAGCAAUUAAAUUUGGACAAGGAGAACCAUGGAAAAAAGUUAUUGGUCCUGUUUUUGUGUAUCUAAAUUCAAAUGCUGCAGCUAAGGCAAAUCCUUCUAUACUUUGGAAUGAUGCAAAGAAAAGAGUAUGUAUUGAUUUCAAAGCUGCAAGUUGGCCUUAUGAAUUUGCAGUUUCAAAAGACUACAUCAAAUCUAAUCAAAGAGGAUCUGUUAGUGGCAAACUAUUUGUUAAUGACAGGUUUAUCAGUAAACAUAUUGUGGCAGCAUCCAAUGCUUAUAUAGGAUUAGCACCACUAGGAGAAGCUGGAUCUUGGCAAAGGGAAAACAAAGGUUAUCAAUUUUGGACAAAAACCCACGGUAAUGGAAACUUCAUCAUAGAAAAGGUCAUAUUUGGUACAUAUAACUUGUAUGCAACAGUCCCAGGAAUUCUCGGAGAUUACAAAUACACCUCAAUUAUAAAUGUUACUUCAGGUUCAAAUAUUAAACUAGGUGUUUUGUUGUAUAAUCCUCCAAGAAAUGGAGCUACAAUUUGGGAAAUUGGUGUACCAGAUAGAACUGCUGCUGAAUUUUUUAUUCCAAAUCCACCUCCACAAUUCAAAGUUCACAAAUACAAAAAUAAUUCUGAAUCAAGAUUUAAACAAUAUGGUUUGUGGAAACAAUAUAGUGUUUUGUAUCCUAAAAUUGAUCUUGUCUACAAUGUUGAGACUAGCAAAUAUUCGAGAGAUUGGUUUUAUGCUCAUGUUACUAGGAAAAUAGGAAACAACACAUAUAAAUCUACUUCAUGGAAAAUUAUAUUUAAUCUUGCCAAUGUUAGUAAUGCCUCAAAUUACACUCUACAAUUGGCUCUUGCUGCAGCUUCACAAGCUGAACUUCAAGUUCGUGUCAACGAUGAAAAAGCGCAAAUGCCUCAUUUUACAACAGGACAUAUAGGGGGAAGUAAUGCGAUUGCAAGACAUGGAAUUCAUGGAUUAUAUUGGAUUUAUAGCAUUGGAAUACAAGGCAAAUUGCUGAUCAAUGGAGAAAACACAAUUUUUCUUACACAAAUACUGGCUCUUAGCCCAUUUCAAGGUAUAAUGUAUGAUUAUCUUCGUUUGGAAGGACCUCAUCAGUAA
Solanum tuberosum (potato) is the source of this 1860-nucleotide messenger RNA. Its product is annotated as probable rhamnogalacturonate lyase B. The record is from RefSeq and is a predicted model, not a curated record. Gene Ontology annotation, molecular function: catalytic activity; carbohydrate binding. Bases 1 to 1860 code for a protein of 619 amino acids. Gene Ontology annotation, biological process: carbohydrate metabolic process. The transcript has 14 exons. Lineage: Eukaryota; Viridiplantae; Streptophyta; Magnoliopsida; Solanales; Solanaceae.